Peronospora farinosa is the source of this 657-nucleotide messenger RNA. Lineage: Eukaryota; Oomycota; Peronosporomycetes; Peronosporales; Peronosporaceae. The record is from the annotation of a GenBank genome assembly.
AUGGAGACUAGCAAACCUUUUACCGUCGCAUCUGCUGGAUCUCAAGAUGAUCAGCUGGUUCACAAGACGUCUACGCCACAUUGUAACAUCAUGUGGCCAUCGGUUUCCAAGGAAUUGGCUCGAGACAAGAAGAACAAAACGUUGUCGGGGUUUCGUAAGAUGCGAGAGGCACUGAUGGCCAAAACGUUUGAGAGCCAUGACAAUACACCGGUGGAAGUAGAUGCCGUUUCUGGACUCUUUAUCGGUUCGUACGGUGCUGCCAACAACAAAGAAGCAUUGACGGGAGCAGGAAUCACUCACAUCUUGUGUGUAUCAAGUACAUUGCCACUCAACUUUCCUCAAGUCUUUACGUAUUUGCAGCUCAAAGUGGCUGAUCAGAGCUCGGUCAGCAUCUCCAAGUUCUUUGACAGAGCUUUCGCCUUCAUCGACAGUGCGUUGUCUUCUGGAGGAAAAGUGCUCGUACACUGCUUCAUGGGACGCUCAAGGUCUGCAACGAUUAUCAUCGCGUUCUUGAUGGCACGUCACGGCUUCACGUAUCUGGAUGCGCUCUGUGAACUGCGUCGAGUUCGACCUCAGGCACAACCAAACCGUGGCUUUUACCAAGAGUUGAUUUCGUUUGAAGCGAAGCAGAAGAAACUCCACCAAGAAAUGGCUUAG